This is a messenger RNA of Plasmodium coatneyi, 3540 nucleotides long. Its product is annotated as SICA-like antigen. The record is from RefSeq and is a predicted model, not a curated record. The transcript is spliced from 6 exons. The coding region runs from base 1 to 3540 and encodes 1179 amino acids. Lineage: Eukaryota; Apicomplexa; Aconoidasida; Haemosporida; Plasmodiidae.
AUGGCUUUAGAUAUAGAAUUCCAAAAAUUAAAACAAAGAUGGUUGAAGGAGAAGAAUUAUGAAGGAGAGAGAAUAGCUGUGGGAGAGACAACAUUAGGUGGGAGUAUAAUAAGUUCGGUUAAUAGAGUGCUGAGGGAAAUGAACAAUAAAGAACAUGAGAGUACUGCUGAGGAGCUAUGCGAAACAAUGGAAGUAGGAGACAGAAGGUUAACGCCAGAAGAGAAGAAAGUUUGCAACUUCGUUUUAAGGAAUUUAUUAAAAAUAAAAGACAUUAGGGGAAAUGAAUGUGCAGGAAAGAACAUUGAUGCUGAAUUGAAGGAAUAUGUGUAUUGUACAGCAGUAAACUUAUGGUCCACCUUGUAUCGAAUGCAACAUUGUGAUAAGAAGAAUGGUGUGGAGAAGGCGUACAGUAUAAUGAAAGGUAUAAGCGAAGGGGUUAGUGAACAGAUUAAGUGUAAUGUGUGCGAGUAUGGGAAGUUAGAACCAAUGAUGAUUAGGGGUCGGGUUAAUAUGUUAGAUUAUAUUUAUGGUCCUAUGACUGCGAAUAACACAAUUAUGACAUUAAUAAAUAAGGACUCAAAACCAACGCCGAAAUGUGAGGAUGAGAAAGAUGCUCUAACAAAAUUAGGUCUUCAACAUAAUAGUGGUACCAUGAAUACCGGGAGUAAGGGGUCAUCACGGGACCAACAUCUUAAGAGCAGGCAGGGGCAGGGCAGUGCAGCAGGGGACAAAUUGUUGAGCGAACUAAUACAAAGGUGGAUAGUGAAGAAGGAUGAGUGGGAUGAGGAUAGAGUUCAUAAAGGAAUAUGGAUCGACAUAGGGAAAAUAUUUGAUAAUAUGAUACCCACAUUUAAUCAGGAGGAAGAAAUAAUAAGGGAAUGGUGUAGUGAAUAUAUGGGGGAAGGGGAAAAUGUUACAUGGGACCAGUCAGAGAAAGAAUUUUGCAAAGCUGUAUUAAAAAUAAUACUAUAUACCAAUGGAUUAACGCAGAACUCCGCGGUGAGGGAGAGUGUUAAGACAGAGGAUACGGUGGAAACCUAUUUCAGAUGUAUAGUAGGGUGGGUGGUCCUAGUCCAAUUGUAUGGAGGACAUUGCUUGUUUAAUAAAGUCAUUCCGUACCUAUCAGAAAUGGUGGAAGGGUUAGUACAGGUCAAUGGGGAAGAAAUGACUGAUCACAUAUGUUAUAAUUUUGAUUUGAAAAAAUCAGCAAUAGGAGGGAAAGUAUUAUGGGGAACUAUAAAGAAAUGGGUAGAUGAAAAGAAGAAGACGGAGGUAGGGGAGGGUGGAAUAAAGAAGCAUGAAUGGAUAAUGACAAACUUAAACUGUCCUAGUGAAAGUACAGGAAGUAAAGGUAAGAUGGAACACAAUAGCAAGGGUGGGAGCCAUGGUCCAGAAUGGAAGGAUAAGAACAUUUUUGAGGAAUUCCAGAAAAUAAUGAAAGAAGAAAAUUAUCUGUCACAGGCAGGUGCAAACCAAGUAAUGGAAAAAAUGAAUCCCAAUCAUAGUGAGGAAGAAAUGAAGAAAAAACUGGAAAGUGAAAUUCAAGUGAAAGUACAGGAAGAGAAGAAAGCAGCAGCUGCUGUAGCGAAGGCAGCUGUUGCAGCAACAGUGAAGAGUCCACAACCAGUAACGCACCCAUGCUACUCCUCCCAAUCAGAGGAAGAGACUGCAAAAAGAAGAGCAAAUGAACAAAAAGGGGAUCAAUUGAGAGAUGCAUGGGAAAAAAAGAAGGAAGAGUUCACGAAGAAUGGGACGCCUGACCAGGAUGAAAUGAAGGAAAAAAUGGACCACGAAGUGAAUAGACUGUUAGGCGAACUGAAGAAUUAUAUGAACAUGCGGGAGCAGAGGACAAAUAUACCACAAAUAUGUGGAGAUUUAAAGCAUGAAAAGGAAAAGGAUAAGACAAACCAAAUGAAAAGAGUAUGCAAAAGGUUAGUAAGAGUAAUCUAUUGGAUGGAAGGAUGGGACAGAGUGAAAAAAAAUUGGAAAGAAAAAAAUGGGAAGGUAGAUGAAUGGCAGCAGUAUUUAAAGUGUGUAAUAGGAAAUACGGUCAUAUUAAGAAUAUUUAAGGACAAGUGUGAAGCAGAACCAAUAAUGGAAGUUAUCGCUCAAACUAUGGAAGGGAAAGCAAAAAAUUUUCCACCGAAAAAGUAUGCUGGAAUGGAAUGUAGCUGGAUUCGAAAAAUGGAUAUUAAGAAUGGGGAAAAGUUAAUUGAUGAGAAAGUGGAAGGUUGGCUAAAAAUAGCGAGGAGUAAGAACAACGGUGUUUCUGAAUUAGAUCAGGUAAUGAUUUGGAUGACAUGUAAGACAGGAGAAAAGAAGAGUGAAGGAAAAAAUGAAAAAAAAAAUUGUAGGAGUGAUAGAAUUAUGGAUCUAAUGAAUUGGGGAAGGUCAAAAGAACUAGGAGACCUAGUCAAUACGGACCAGCCCGCUACGAAACCUUCUACGGCAGGGACUACAAAUGGAGUAAACAAAGCAAGUAAGAGUGCAACAGCGUCUAAUAUUACUACCACGAAGGAAGAGUGCGAAAGUAUUGGCGAAAAUGAUACUCCAGAUCGUAUUGCAGCAUGCCUCGAUGUUCUUAAUGGGCAAAAUAGUCCUGAUAAAUCUGAUGACAAUGAUGUACUAACCAAUGUCAGCUGGACAGGUCUAAGGGGCCAGAUCGAUUUAGAACUUCCGGAAAAAGAGAAACCAGUCCUUUAUAUUUAUGAAGAUAUUAAUGACUUGGGGGAAGCAUUCGGUGGAGGUGUCCCUGGUGGUCCAGCUGGAACCCAAAGUGCCGGUGGGGGGGGUGGCGGUGGUCCAAAUUCCAACAGUGUUUAUCACGUUAGUCCACAACCUCCAUCUCACAAAUCUAAUGAUGGUUCCCCAGGAGCAGAAGGGCCCACUUCGACAACACCACCAACAACAACAACAGGAGUAUCUUCACCUACAGCUAUUCCACUUAGUAACCCCAUAGACCCUUCCAAACUCCUUAGUCCAUAUCUUCCUACAAUCCCUGUUGCCAUCGCCACUUCUGUCAUAAGUUAUCUUCUUUGGAAGUAUUUUGCCGUGCCCAUUAGAAGAAGACGUUACAGAAGAGCUCAUCCAACACUUGGUCCAACAUUGCAGGAACAAAUUAUGGACUAUGGUAUGAACCAGGAUGGUCCACAUGAAUAUACCUUAGUAAAGGAACGCAAACCACGUUCUACGUCUAUAAAAAGGAGGAAAAAACGGGUUCCUGGUCGUCGCCGGGCUGGUCGUGGUGGUGUACGUCGCCGCAUGAUUAUUGAUAUCCAUUUAGAAGUAUUAGACGAAUGUCAAAAGGGGGACUUGCAUUCGACGAAGGAAGACUUUUUUGAAAUUUUGGUUCAAGAAUUUAUGGGAAGUGAAUUUAUGAAGGAAGACUUUGUUUCUAUGGAAAAUGUAUCUAAGGAAGAAGUUCCUAAGGAACAGGUUCCAUGUUCAGAUUCCGGAUUUAGGGAAGGAAGACCUUUGUUUGUAAGGAAGAUGCUUCUAAGGAACAGGUUCCAAGGUCAUGUUGCGGGUUUUAGGGUGUAG